Messenger RNA from Enterobius vermicularis (human pinworm), 811 nucleotides. The record is from the annotation of a GenBank genome assembly. NCBI's taxonomy places the organism in Eukaryota, Metazoa, Nematoda, Chromadorea, Rhabditida, Oxyuridae.
UAAAAGACUCGGAAGUAUAAGUAAACAUUAGUUUUAGUAGUUUUUAUUGAUAGAACUGUAAUUUAUUUGUAUAUAUUUAUUUAUAGCCUUCUGUGAAGUUUUGGACCUGUUAUCACCGGGUGCUGCAGAUGUUGAAUCGAUAUCAGUUUGUCCGGACUUUAACGGUGUUGCAACAAAUUGUUUGAAUCCACAUCGAUCCUCGUCAUUAUCGUCAUCGGUGCUGUUUUCGUCGUCUAUGAGAGCUGAUAUGAACCAAAACCCAGUAGGAGGUGAUUCUUCUUAUGGUCUACAAGUGCCACAAACGUCAUCCGGUAAACGGUAUAAUGAGGAGCAAAUACCGUCAACGUCGGCUGUACAACAGCAAAAACAACAGCAACAGCAACAGCAUCAGCUUCAACGUCAGCAACAGUCAGAUUAUGAUACAGAAAUGAAACCAGUGCAGAUGGGAUGUCAACGUGGAUCAGAUUCUUCAUGGCAAAUGCACAGUAUUAAAACGGAUGGGAGUCGUGUUGCCUUGAACGCUGCUGUUGAUAAUGAUCAAGAUGUUCGAAUGGAAGAUGUCUCAUUGAGGCUUGUCGCCGCUAGUGAGCAUAAAGAAAACAUAAAUGCAUUCCAGCAAUGCUCUUACAUCUUUGCUCUCAUUGAUAUACGUCGUUGUUGUCGCUGCAUUGAUGAGGCGGACUACUUGAAUUUAAAUUUUAAAGCAGCUAAGCACUACUCAAACGUCCCGCAAACGUAUUUUAAACACUUGUUUCAGUCGACUUAUCGAUAUUACUCAUUUUAUUUGGCGAGCGGUGGUCGGGUACACUGA